GAGCCCUGAGCCGGAAGAUGCUGCGGCGGCCGCCAGGAGACGGGGCCUAGCCGCGGCUGCUCUUCCCGGCUCCCAGAUGCCCAGAUCGGGACAGAGGGGCGGGCGCAAUCUGCAUGCGCAUGCACGCUCCGGCCUCGAUGGACCAAGAUGGCGCCGGUGGAGCACGUUGUAGCCGAUGCAGGGGCUUUCCUGCGGGACGCGGCUCUACAGGACAUCGGGAAGAACAUCUACACCAUUCGGGAUGUGGUCAGCGAGAUUCGGGAUAAGGCCACGCGCAGGCGGCUCGCAGUCCUGCCCUACGAGAUGCGUUUCAGGGAGCCCUUCCCGGAAUACGUGCGGCUGGUGACUGAGUUUUCAAAGAAAACUGGAGACUAUCCCAGCCUCUCUGCCACAGAUAUCCAAGUACUGGCACUUACCUACCAGCUGGAAGCAGAGUUUGUUGGGGUGUCUCACCUAAAACAAGAACCAGAAAAGGUUAAAGUGAGUUCAUCAAUUCAGCACCCAGAAACUCCUCUACACAUUUCUGGUUUCCAUCUGCCCUCAAAGCCUAAACCCGCACGAGGAACAGUAGAACAUGGACACCCAGUCGGUGAGCCUGAGGACCUAGAAUUCAGUUCCUUUGUGUUCUGGAGAAAUCCUUUGCCUAAUAUUGAUCAUGAACUGCAGGAGCUGCUGAUUGACAAAGGUGAGGCUAUUCCAAGUGAGGAAGAGAACGAAGAGAAUGGAUUUGAAGAAAGGAAGGACCAAGACAGUGAUGAUGACGGGGGUGGGUGGAUAACCCCCAGCAACAUCAAGCAGGUCCAGCAGGAGAUGCAGCAGUGUGCCAUCCCGAAGGAUGUGCGGGUCGGCUGUGUGACUACAGACUUCGCCAUGCAGAAUGUCCUGCUCCAGAUGGGGCUGCAUGUGCUGGCCGUGAACGGCAUGCUGAUCCGCGAGGCCCGGAGCUACAUCUUGCGCUGCCACGGCUGUUUCAAGACAACAUCUGACAUGAGCAGAGUGUUCUGUGCACAGUGUGGAAACAAGACACUGAAGAAGGUGUCUGUGACCGUCAGCGACGAUGGAACCCUGCGCAUGCACUUUUCCCGCAACCCUAAGGUGCUGAAUCCUCGGGGCCUCCGGUAUUCACUCCCCACUCCCAAAGGGGGCAAGUACGCCAUCAACCCCCACCUGACCGAGGACCAGCGCUUCCCUCAGCUGCGACUUUCCCGAAAGGCCAGGCAGAAAACUGACGUGUUUGCCCCUGACUACAUAGCUGGGGUGUCUCCCUUUGCAGAGAAUGACAUCUCCAGCCGGUCAGCUACCUUGCAGGUCCGAGACAGCACCUUGGGAGCCGGCAAGAGACGGUUAAAUCCCAAUGCUUCCAGAAAGAAGUUUGUGAAGAAAAGGUGAAGCAUGAGCUCCACAGGCAAGCUGGACUGAUGCUGUGACUGCCCAGGAGACCCAUGUCUCAGGUCCCCAGCUGUGCCAACUCCACAACCACUUGGACACAGAAGAGGCCUGGCUUCCAUAGUGCUGCCCCAGGACUCACUGUGGUGCCUCGGGUUGGGUUUGUGGUGGAACCCGCCAUCCCUUGGCCUGUGUGUAUCCAGGAGGUUUAUGUGAACAUUGUGACCUGACCUACUUGGACAUGGACAGCUGCAAGAGCAAAGGAUUCCAGCACCAAGAAGUUUGCAACAACCAGCCACACCCCUUCCCUCUUUAGUAUAAAAGAAGCCUGAAUUCUGACUCAGGUAAGAUGGUUCUUUGGGACAGGAGUCCACCAUCUUCUUGGUCUGCUGGCUUUCCGAAUAAAGUUGCUGUUCCUUGCCCCAACAACUUGUCUCUUGAUUUAUUGGCCUGUCAUGCGGUGAGCAGUAUGAGCUUGGACUCAGUAACUCCUUCUACCUAUAAAAGUCCUUUAUUUUGUACAGCUCCUUGGAGCUCCUUUCUUUGUGCUAGAUGGGAUGCUGCCUGAUUCAUGAAUC
This is a messenger RNA of Globicephala melas (long-finned pilot whale), 1964 nucleotides long. It is a transcript of the gene NOB1, whose product is annotated as NIN1 (RPN12) binding protein 1 homolog. Gene Ontology annotation, molecular function: RNA endonuclease activity. Gene Ontology annotation, biological process: ribosomal small subunit biogenesis; maturation of SSU-rRNA. Lineage: Eukaryota; Metazoa; Chordata; Mammalia; Artiodactyla; Delphinidae. The record is from RefSeq and is a predicted model, not a curated record. Gene Ontology annotation, cellular component: preribosome, small subunit precursor.